AUGACUCGUGAGGAAUUAGAAGAGAAUAUCGGUGAAGAAGACAUCACAUUGGAUCAGAUGAGGGAAACGCUCCUUCUUGAAAUGGAACGAGAUAGGAAUCUAGCGGAGCAGCAUGCCCGAUUGACGAGGGAAAAUGCCAGGUUAAUGCUGCAGAAUCGUCAACUGAACGAAGAAGCGGCAGCUGACUCCACGGAUUCGGAGGUAAACAUGAUAUCAUCAAGAGAAGAAGAGUUACGACGAAGGAGAUACACCCACAAGGGCGACAGAGGAGAGCGAAGAAGGAAGCGGCGAAGAGAAAACAGUGAAGUGAUAAGACUAAGAAGAUCAUUGGAAAUAUCAAGCUGGGGAGAUCAAAGGAGAAGAUAUGAAGAAGAGCAGAAUCAUGAGGAAAAUGAGAGGAGAAGAGAAGAUGAAAGACAGCUCAAAUUCAACCAGAAGGAUGAGGAAGAAAGGAGACGUGGAGAAGUCUUGGAUGAGCUGCGAGAUAUGAGAACACUGAUAAAAAAUUCGCGAAGAGGCAGCAGAGUGCAUCUGGAGGAGGCAAUAGAAGAGGCCGAUAAAUCUCCGUUUACCUAUGAGAUAAUGUACGUGGACAUCCCAGAGAAAUGCGUGCUACCAACGCUACCAAGCAUAUUCAGCGGAUCUGAGAGUGUUGUACAACACUUGAAACAAUACACCUUUUCAUUGAUGCAAUGA
Messenger RNA from Papaver somniferum (opium poppy), 696 nucleotides. Its product is annotated as trichohyalin-like. The transcript has a single exon. The record is from RefSeq and is a predicted model, not a curated record. NCBI's taxonomy places the organism in Eukaryota, Viridiplantae, Streptophyta, Magnoliopsida, Ranunculales, Papaveraceae. Bases 1 to 696 code for a protein of 231 amino acids.